AUGCCCGUCCGGAGAGGCCACGUGGCCCCCCAGAACACUUACCUGGACACCAUCAUCCGGAAGUUCGAGGGGCAGAAUCGCAAGUUCCUCAUUGCCAAUGCACAGAUGGAGAACUGUGCCAUCAUUUACUGCAACGACGGCUUCUGCGAGAUGUUCGGAUAUUCCCGGGUGGAGGUGAUGCAGCGGCCCUGCACCUGCGACUUCCUCACUGGGCCCGACACGACACACAACUCCAUCGCACAGCUGGCGCAAGCGCUGCUGGGAACAGAAGAGUGCAAGUUGGAGAUUCUGUACUACAGGAAAGACUCAUCGUGUAUCCGGUGUCUGGUGGACGUCGUCCCAGUGAAAAACGAGGACGGUGCUGUCAUCAUGUUCAUCUUGAACUUUGAGGAUCUGGCCGCUCUGAUUGCCAGAAGUACCCGACAGAGCCUGCACCACCGUCUGUCCCAAGGAUGGCGAACAGAAGCUUCCCAGCUGAAGCCCAGCCAGAAUUCCACAUCAGACUCCGAUCUGAUGAAGUACAGGACCAUCAGCCAGAUCCCACAGUUCACCCUCAACUUUGUGGAGUUCAACCUGGAAAAACAUCGCUCCGGCUCUACCACGGAGAUCGAGAUCAUCGCACCACACAAGGUGACGGAGCGUACCCAGAAUGUCACAGAAAAGGUCACUCAGGUCCUGUCACUGGGUGCUGACGUCCUCCCUGAAUACAAGCUGCAGGCACCACGCAUCCACCGAUGGACCAUUUUACACUACAGUCCCUUCAAGGCAGUUUGGGACUGGUUGAUCUUGCUGCUGGUCAUCUACACGGCUGUCUUCACACCAUACUCAGCUGCCUUCCUGCUCAAUGAAGAACGGGAGGAAAUGCACUUGGACUGCAGUUACUCAUGCGAUCCACUCAACAUCAUUGACCUCAUUGUAGACAUCAUGUUCAUUGUUGACAUCAUCAUCAACUUCCGCACUACCUACGUCAAUAUCAACGAUGAGGUAGUAAGCCACCCAGCCAAGAUCGCCAUCCACUACUUCAAGGGCUGGUUUCUCAUCGACAUGGUGGCUGCCAUCCCGUUUGACUUGCUCAUCUUCCACACUGGAUCAGAUGAGACGACAACGUUGAUAGGGCUGCUGAAGACGGCUCGGCUGUUGCGCUUGGUUAGGGUGGCCCGUAAACUGGACCGCUACUCUGAAUACGGGGCCGCAGUGCUCUUCUUGCUCAUGUGCACUUUCGCCCUCAUUGCCCACUGGUUGGCCUGCAUCUGGUAUGCCAUUGGCAACGUGGAGCGGCCGUAUAUGGAGCACAAGAUCGGAUGGCUGGACAACCUGGGCGACCAGAUUGGCAAGCGCUACAACGACAGUGACGUCUCCUCCGGCCCGUCCAUCAAGGACAAGUACGUGACGGCCCUCUACUUCACCUUCAGCAGCCUCACCAGUGUGGGCUUUGGCAACGUUUCGCCCAACACCAACUCUGAGAAGAUCUUCUCCAUCUGUGUCAUGCUGAUUGGCUCUCUGAUGUACGCCAGCAUCUUUGGCAACGUCUCGGCCAUCAUCCAGCGCCUCUACUCGGGCACGGCCCGCUACCACACCCAGAUGCUCAGGGUGAAGGAAUUCAUCCGCUUCCACCAGAUCCCCAACCCGCUCCGCCAGCGCCUCGAGGAGUAUUUCCAGCACGCCUGGUCCUACACGAAUGGGAUCGACAUGAAUGCGGUGCUGAAAGGCUUCCCGGACUGCCUGCAGGCGGACAUCUGCCUCCACCUCAACCGCACCCUCCUCCAGAACUGCAAGGCCUUCCGAGGAGCCAGCAAGGGCUGCCUGCGGGCCUUGGCCAUGAAGUUCAAGACCACUCACGCGCCUCCCGGCGACACCCUCGUGCACUACGGAGACGUCCUCACCACCCUCUACUUCAUCUCACGGGGCUCCAUCGAGAUCCUCAGGGAGGAUAUUGUCGUGGCCAUCCUAGGGAAAAAUGACAUCUUUGGAGAGCCCAUCAGCCUCUAUGCCAGGCCUGGCAAAUCCAAUGCGGAUGUGCGAGCCCUCACCUAUUGCGAUCUGCACAAGAUCCAGCGGGAGGACCUCCUGGAAGUCUUGGAUAUGUACCCAGCCUUCUCCGACAACUUCUGGAGCAACCUGGAGAUCACCUUCAACCUGAGAGAUGCAGACAGCGUUCCACGCUCCCCACUCAGCGAGGAGUACACCUGCAACUACCGCCGGGCACGCCGUCGCAAGCGCUCCCCUUGCAAGGGGAACAAAAUUGACCCAGACGGCUUGGAGGCGGGCCUCUCAGACCUGGAGCAGUACCACGCUUACUCAGAGCUCCUGCAGCUGCAGGAUGCCCGUGGCAGGAACCACUGGGACGACAUGUGCAGCACCACCACGCCCUGCUCCCAAACAAGCGAGGAGGAGACCAGAGUGCUCUGCCCGCCAAAGGCCGAGUCCUUCGGCACGAGUGAGAAAGCCAACUAUGCCUCAGCGGUGGUAAACCUGGUGCCCGGUGGCGGCACGGAGGGUGGCCAGCUGGUGACUGACGACGGCCAGUCUUAUGCAGCUCAAACACCGUUGGAUGUCUCCAAUCUGUUCACUUUCUGGGAAGACAAGAGGCCUCAGCACUUCCCGGAACCUCUCCGGCACAUGUCUCUGGUCCACAGCCCACUGGACGUCUGCUCAAGCCCCGAUGACCGGCGGCCGCAGCAGGUGGAAUCCAAACUGGAGUGCUUGCAGGCCCAGCUCAGCAGGGUGGAGUCCAGGAUGGCUUCUGACAUAAACCUCAUCCUGCAACUCCUGCAGCGACAACUGUCCCAAGUGCCCCCGGCGUACAGCCCCAUCUUUCCCUCCUCCAACUUGUCGCUGUACAGCAUCAGCCUGAGGGGCAUGGAGCCCGCCCCACCCCUGGAAGAAGAGGCGCUGACUCCCACUGAGCAGACUCCAAGCGAUGCAGAUACUGAAAAAGCCCAGCUGAAAUCCAGGGACUCCUUGUCAAGUGGUGUACACCUGACUUUGGCUUCCGAUGAGACUAUGACCAUCAACUCAGAACAGGAGCAUUAUUCACAGACCCUGCCAGCCCUAGACCCCGAUCAGAGGGCGGAAGGCAGCCGGGGACUGUCCCAAGGAUCUCGUUUCCCUUCGCUCCCUGAGCAUCUUGAGGCUCCUUCUGAGCACUUGGACAUGCAGAGAUACCUCUCUGACCCAUCGCUUCCAGGGAGUUAG
Molecule: messenger RNA, 3195 nt
Organism: Gekko japonicus
Lineage: Eukaryota; Metazoa; Chordata; Lepidosauria; Squamata; Gekkonidae
Gene: KCNH6
Product: potassium channel, voltage gated eag related subfamily H, member 6
Exons: 14
Coding region: 1-3195 (1064 amino acids)
Biological process (GO): membrane repolarization during action potential; regulation of ventricular cardiac muscle cell membrane repolarization; regulation of heart rate by cardiac conduction
Cellular component (GO): membrane
Molecular function (GO): inward rectifier potassium channel activity
Source: RefSeq, a predicted model, not a curated record